AAGUCUUUCAGGUUUGUAACAGUUGGUUCCAUUGCCCAGUACUGCCACAACAGAGCUCCUGGAAGGACUAGUCUGGAGCCUCCAGUGCCAUUACAUUAGUCAGAGACGUGUCUGAGUUUGGGGCCAGAGGCGGGCAUCAGAGAUGGCGGCGAGGGUUUUGGCACUGCUGUGUAUGCUGGGCAUCGGCCUCUGUCAGGUCUGGAGCUCUUCCGAGACCCACCCGGAGGAGGCAGGCCUGGCGGUCCUGUAUCCAUGGCAACACCAAAACAGUGGUCUGGGCAGGGUGAAGAGGGACUGGAUAAUUCCACCAAUCAGAGUGUCGGAAAACAGCAAGCAGGUCCCAGAGAACCUGGUUCAGAUCAAAUCAGACAAGGUGUUCACCGGGGAGGUGAUCUACAAGCUGGAGGGACAAGGGGUGGAUCAGGACCCCAAGGACCUGUUUGAGAUUGAUGACAAGACGGGAGAGAUCCGCAGCAAGCAGCCUCUGGACCGGGAGAAAUACAGCCGCUUCACGCUGAAAGCUUUUGCCUUGUCUCCCAGUGGAGAGAGACUAGAAAACCCCUCCACCAUUGAGAUAGUGGUUCUGGAUCAGAAUGACAACCGGCCAAUCUUCACACAGAAAGAGUUUGAGGGGUCUAUAGCUGAGUUCUCCAUACCAGGUACGUCAGUGAUGUCUGUGUCAGCUACCGAUGCUGAUGACCCAGACACAGACAACGCUGUUCUGAGGUACUCCAUCAUUGGCCAGGAGAGCUUCCCAGCAAAUGUCAUCACCAAGACCAUGUUUGGCAUCAACAACGAGACAGGAGCGAUCUACACACGGGACGUGGGCCUGGACCGAGUGGUAGUGAAGAGUUUCAGGUUGAAGCUGCAAGUUGCAGACAUGUCAGGUAUGGGACUGACCAAUGAGGGUAUUGCCAUUAUCCACGUGUCUGAUAUCAACAACCACGGCCCACGCUUUUCCCCCGAUCUGUACAACCUGUCAGCUGUGGAGAACAGGAUUGACCAUGAAAUCGGCAGGGUCAACGUUGUUGACAAUGACGACCCCGGGACAGGAAACUGGGAAGCUAAGUACACCAUCGCAGAAAGUGACCGCUUCAGCAACUUCGCCAUUGAGACGGAUCCACUGACCAAUGAGGGCAUUCUGACAGUGGUGAAACCUCUGGACUUUGAAGGCCGGUCAGAGUACACUCUCAUCCUAACUGUGGAGAAUGUCAACCCACUGAAUAUUAAAGCCCCCAACGACCCGAUCAGCAGUGCAACAGUACUGGUUACCGUGGUGAACGAGAAUGAGGCACCGCAAUUCGUCAGUGACCCCAUGGAGCUGAUGGUGCCUGAGUCAGUGCCACCUGGGUCUGUCCUGAUCAAGAAUAUUGCCUAUGACCCUGACAACGCCAAACUCAGAUACGAGAUCACCAGGGAUCCAGAAAGAUGGCUAUUAAUCAACCCAGAGACUGGAGAGAUCACAUCUAGGAAGAGCUUCAAUGUGCGCUCACCACACGUCAAGAACAACGUCUACAAUGUCAUCGUCAAGGUCACCGACACAGACGCUGGAGGUAUUUCCACCACAGCCACUCUAUCCAUCAUCCUGAAGGAAACCAAUGACUUCCCCCCACAGCUGACCCCUCUCAGUGGGGUGGUCUGUAACAACAGGGACAUUUACAGGGCGGGGCUGCUUUUGACUGCUGUGGAUGAGGACCUGCCCCCUCAUGCAGAACCCUACACCUUUGAUUUGCCCUCCGACAUGUCAAACAACUGGACCAUCGUCACGUUCAACGAUAGCCAUGGAUACCUGCAGCCUCUGAUAGAGAGGCUAGAGAAGGGAGAGUAUGCUGUGACAGUGCAGGUCUUUGACUCUGGCAAUCCCAGGCUCAGUUCCUUUGCCCAGGUCAACAUCACUGUCUGUCCCUGCGACAACAACCAUGACUGCAGGUCCGAGUCAGCCGCCAUCUUUGGAACGCGAGUGGGAAUCAGCUUCAUUGCCCUGGUGGUCAUCAUGGCUAGCAUUGCUCUUUUGCUUUUGCUGCUGCUCCUAGCGGUUGCCGUGGGUAACUGUAGAAGGCACCAUCACAUGAAGCAAGGUGGGGGUCUGCUGGUGGGGGAGUCAGAAGAUGACAUACGUGACAACGUCCUGAAUUACGAUGAGCAGGGAGGAGGAGAGGAGGACGAGAAUGCUUUCAACAUUGACCUCUUGCGUAACCCGACCGACACGCCCUCAACCCCAGGGUCCUUCUGCCCCCCUGGUCUGUCUCGAGGGAAGCAGCCACUCAGGAAAGACGCCCCCCACAACCUGCCCUCCCCACUGUAUCCACGGAAGCCCCCUGCAGACCCAGGCGACAUCGAGGACUACAUCAACGAUGGCCUGGAGGCAGCAGACCAAGACCCCAACGUCCCCCCCUAUGAUACGGCGCUGAUCUACGACUACGAAGGCGAGGGCUCUGUGGCGGGCAGUCUCAGCUCCAUCGCUUCAGCCAGCUCAGACGGAGACCAGGACUACGACUACCUCAACGACUGGGGCCCGCGCUUCAAGAAGCUGGCCAACAUGUACGAGCCGCGCUAGGGAGGGAGCCAGGCCAGGCUUGCAGCCCAGGGCCAGAGCCAGGCGUCAGGAUUCCCAGACACAGAUACAAGCUUGUUUAAGGACAAAUAAAUACGUCCGGAGAGAUUCUCUGUUGGAAGGGGUCUUUAUGUUUCUAAAUUAGGCUUCAUCUGUGUCCCAGUGAAUGGCCCUAGAUGCAGAUUUAAAGGGGCGGUCACCACUGCUUUGUAUCAAUAAUAGAGAUCCACAUGUAUUCUUUCUUCUCCACCAGCCUAGCUUGGGACAGUGCUUGGGUGGUUGUUCACAGUAGUUUACUAACACUGCUGUGUCAUGAGUUUACAGAAUUGUUUUUUUUCUGGAUCUGUUGUUUGGUAUUAUUUGUCUUUGAUAUUGGUGGUGGCCAUAGCUGAGACAGAUAGUUUGUCUGCAGUUAUCAAUUGCUAUUGGUUUGUUUAUAAGAAGUUAUGAGUAAAGAGAAUAGAGGAAGGAGAUAUGUACAUAAGGAUUGAUGGAAAGAAAGGAUGUGCUUGCUACAGGAUGUGCUGGCCAACAGGCCUUUGCCCAGGUUGUGUCAUUCUAAGGCAUUUUAAAGGUACAGUAGGUAAAAAGGUUUCAGUAAAAAUUUAAUGUUUUGUCCCCAAUAAACAUGUGUAAGCUAAUGAGGCCCUCUGAGUUGUUCAGCAACACAGACCGCUCAGUGCCAGGGGAAUAUACACUUCAAUUUUUAUUUGCAGCCCACUACUUUCCACCCAUUCACGUUCCAGAAAUCCAAUUCUAGCCACAUGCCUUCGGCAAGGUGGGCUUUCGUCCUUGGCAUUUUUUGUGAAACCGCUGUAAAUCAAAUUUAAGCUGAAAGAAAGCAUGCAAGUUCAUACAAGAAUUGGGGUCGUUUCUCAUAUUUGAUUUAUUUUACAAGAUUACCUAGUGCAGCUUUAAACACAUACUGGAUCUGACCAGACAUAUUUUAAGAUUUUGAUUAUCUUUUUUAUAAAAUGUUUUUGUAAAUACUUUUGCUAUUAUUGGUUUUGUUUUUAAACAUGUUAACCAUUUUUUUUGUUCACUUCAGCAAACCCAACAAAACAUUCAGUCUGCUUUUUGAAAUCAGUCAUAUUGAAACCAUUUUCCAUGUGUAUAAAUGACCUGGUGUGUUCUCAAAACAUUUAAUGAAGACAAUCAAAGGCACAAAACUCUCUGCUCAAAUAGUUUUGAUGCAUUUAAUAAGUUAUUUAGUAUUAAAGGUCAAAUUCAAUGUUCACCUAUUAAAUAAACUUUUACAACUG
Molecule: messenger RNA, 3816 nt
Organism: Osmerus eperlanus (European smelt)
Lineage: Eukaryota; Metazoa; Chordata; Actinopteri; Osmeriformes; Osmeridae
Gene: cdh15
Product: cadherin 15, type 1, M-cadherin (myotubule)
Exons: 14
Coding region: 143-2557 (804 amino acids)
Biological process (GO): cell-cell junction assembly; adherens junction organization; homophilic cell-cell adhesion
Cellular component (GO): catenin complex; plasma membrane; adherens junction
Molecular function (GO): cadherin binding; calcium ion binding
Source: RefSeq, a predicted model, not a curated record